This is a messenger RNA of Diversispora eburnea, 1629 nucleotides long. The record is from the annotation of a GenBank genome assembly. Lineage: Eukaryota; Fungi; Glomeromycota; Glomeromycetes; Diversisporales; Diversisporaceae.
AUGGCAUCCAUCGGAAAAAUUUAUUGUUAUCCCAAUAAUCCUCGUGUCUACAAAAUUCUUAUUGCUGCCGAAUACAAUAAUCUUGAAGUUGAGGUAGCAGAGUUCGAAUUUGGUACGGAUAGCAAAAAACCCGAAUAUUUGGAAAAAUUUCAUUAUGAAAAAGUUCCUGCAUUUGAAGGUGCCGACGGUUGUACUUUAAAUGAAUCCGGAGCAAUCGCAUAUUACGUUUCCUCUCACAAAGAAGGCACUCAACUUUUAGGCAAAGAUAAAAAGGAAACCUCUCAAGUACUUCAAUACAUUUUAUUCAGUGAAAAUGAAAUCACUCCUAAUGCCAAUACUUGGAUCAAUCCGAUUUUAGGAAUAACAAGUUAUAAUAAAUCGGCUCAUAACCAAGCAGUUGAGGGUCUUAAAAAAUCUCUCAAUGUAUUGGAAAAGGUUUUAUUAAAAAAGACUUAUUUAGUUGGUGAACGUAUCACAUUAGCCGAUAUUACUGUCGCCACAGCUCUUUAUUUACCUUUCAAGUUGGUUUUGGAUGCAGAAUUUCGAAAAAAUUAUAAGAAUCUUACCCGAUGGUAUGUCACACUUAUUAACCAACCCGCUUUCAAAAAGAUCUUACCUGAUGUUACUCUUGCUGAAGUUGCAGUUACUUAUACUCCUCCAAAAAAGGAGAAAAAAGAACAACCCAAAAAAGAACCUAAAAAAGAGCAACCCAAAAAAGAUCAGAAACCAGAAGAUGAGGAGGAAGAAGAGAAACCUGAACCAAAGCCAAAGAGUAAAUUAGAAAUGUUGCCUCCGAGUCCUUUGAAUUUGGAAGAAUGGAAACGCUUUUAUUCUAAUAAUGAAACUCGCCCAGACGCUAUCGAUUGGUUCUGGAAACAUUAUGAUCCGGAAGGAUAUUCGAUCUGGAGUGUGGAUUACAAAUACAAUAGUGAAUUGGACAAAGUUUUUAUGAGUAGUAACUUGAUUGGAGGUUUUUAUAAUCGAUUAGAUCGUGCUCGUAAAUAUGCUUUUGGAAGUUUGGUAGUUUUGGGAGAAGACAAAAAUAAUGAAAUUGCGGGAUAUUUUGUUAUUCGUGGUCAGGAAAUACCAGAAGAAGUAAGUGACGCAGCAGAUUUUGAGGUAUUUGAUUUCAAGAAGGUAGAUCACACUGAUACCGCUGUUCGUGCUGAAUUUGAAUCAUUUCUGGCUUGGGAUAAUACUAUUCGUGAAUGGAACGUUACAAGUUUUCUUAAAGAAGUUGAUGCAGAAGAUUUUGAUAGUAAGAUAGAUUUUUAUCUCAAAUCUCUCGAAAUUAUUGUUGAUAAUAAUGAAAGCAACGAAAAAGAAAUGGGCAAAAGCAAAACUACUUACAGAAAGGCGAGUAUAUUUGCUACUCUCCGACCCAAUAUUGGUCCCCCAAGGGAUCAGGGACUUUCUCGGUUGCCUGAUGCAAGGCUACUCGCUGACCUGGUGGAUGAGAUUGCAAAUCAACACACCACUAGUGUUAUUGAACGACCCUCAGUUCAUCCUUUGAUGGGAAACUCUGGAAAUAUUAGUGGUGGAAAUUUUAAUUUAUCUAAAAAAAGCGUGUCAAAGAGAAGAAACGAAGAGUGUGAUAAUGAAAAGGUACAGAUAAGCAUUUCUAGCUAG